CCGAACAUUUCUCCUGCUUGUGACGCGGGGUAAUGCCGGCUUUCGGCCAACCUGAAUGCUGGAAUGGCUACAGGGGUAGAGCCACGAGGGCUGGGGUUUGUGGCUUCAGCUUUGCCGCUAAAGACUCGACUAUGGAGCGCCGCUUUAUUGGCGCCGAACGCUGGUCACUGGCUGUUGCUCGUUGGAUUUGGCAGGCGAGAGAGCAUCUCCGACCCGUGGCAGCGGUUUCUUGGCCUGGACGGAUAUCUUGUGCCCGGCAACACUUGGGCAUAUCCGAGUGGCGGGCGUUCAAAUAGCCUCAUUGGAUCUCCAGUUUACCGUUAGAAUUUCACCUUGAGAACUCCGUAGCGGACUAUUGUUAUUGCUCGAGACUACCAGGGGGGUCAUCAAUCAUGAUAUUGGAUUCCAAAGUUACCGAGGCCACGAUCCAGGCCACGCUGCUCAAUGGAUUAUCUGGAGUAUGCGCUCAGGGCAUCACCGCCUACAGGACCAAGUCGUUCGAUGAAGUCGAGCUAGAAUCCAUUCUGCGAUUUGUCAUAUAUUCAGCUCUUGUUACACCCCCCAACUACAAGUGGCAAGAAUUCCUGGAACGCAAAUGGCCGUCCAGAACAACUAUCGAUGAACCUUCUUCGGACUCAAAAUCGGAUUCAAAAUCAUCGGAAAAGCUCAGCCAGACCGUAGUCAAAGACCGCCUCAACUUAACUAAUACGGCAGUCAAGUUCAUAUUAGACCAGUCGAUUAGCGCACCACUUAAUACGGUAGCCUUUCUAUAUCUCAUGGGUGGUAUGACAUUCCAGAGUAAUGCUCAGAUUUGGAGCAAUAUCCAGAAUGAUUUCUGGCCCAUGCUAAUUGCGGGAUAUCGCGUGUGGCCCCUCAUUGGGCUGUUGAACUUGAGUGUCGUGCCAUUUGACUACCGGCAGCUAGUUGGCAGCACGGCGGGCUUGUUUUGGGGAAUUUUCUUGAGUCUGAACAAAAUGACAUAGAGAGAUGGACAUCAUACAGAUACAGUAGCAAUUUGGGCGUAUAGAGUAUACAGUAUACUGAUGAUACCAGAAGAAUUCACCAUGAGCACGGC
Molecule: messenger RNA, 1075 nt
Organism: Trichoderma harzianum CBS 226.95
Lineage: Eukaryota; Fungi; Ascomycota; Sordariomycetes; Hypocreales; Hypocreaceae
Exons: 3
Coding region: 393-983 (196 amino acids)
Cellular component (GO): cytoplasm; membrane
Source: RefSeq, a predicted model, not a curated record